Molecule: messenger RNA, 3421 nt
Organism: Pongo pygmaeus (Bornean orangutan)
Lineage: Eukaryota; Metazoa; Chordata; Mammalia; Primates; Hominidae
Gene: NGFR
Product: nerve growth factor receptor
Exons: 6
Coding region: 135-1418 (427 amino acids)
Biological process (GO): Rho protein signal transduction
Cellular component (GO): cell surface; plasma membrane
Molecular function (GO): coreceptor activity; nerve growth factor binding; death receptor activity
Source: RefSeq, a predicted model, not a curated record
AGAGCGAGCCGAGCCGCGGCCAGGCCAGCUCCGGCGGGCGGGCGGGGGGGGCGCUGGAGCGCAGCGCAGCUCAGCCCCAUCAGUCUGCAGAGCGGACCGAGCUGGAAGCCUAGCGCUGCCGCGGGAGGCGGGCGAUGGAGGCAGGUGCCACCGGCCUCGCCAUGGACGGGCCGCGCCUGCUGCUGUUGCUGCUUCUGGGGGUGUCCCUUGGAGGUGCCAAGGAGGCAUGCCCCACAAGCCUGUACACACACAGCGGCGAGUGCUGCAAAGCCUGCAACCUGGGCGAGGGUGUGGCCCAGCCUUGUGGAGCCAACCAGACCGUGUGUGAGCCCUGCCUGGACAGCGUGACGUUCUCCGACGUGGUGAGCGCGACCGAGCCGUGCAAGCCGUGCACCGAGUGCGUGGGGCUUCAGAGCAUGUCGGCGCCGUGCGUGGAGGCCGACGACGCCGUGUGCCGCUGCGCCUACGGCUACUACCAGGAUGAGACGACUGGGCGCUGCGAGGCGUGCCGCGUGUGCGAGGCGGGCUCGGGCCUCGUGUUCUCGUGCCAAGACAAGCAGAACACCGUGUGCGAGGAGUGCCCCGACGGCACGUAUUCCGACGAGGCCAACCACGUGGACCCGUGCCUGCCCUGCACCGUGUGCGAGGACACCGAGCGCCAGCUCCGCGAGUGCACACGCUGGGCCGACGCCGAGUGCGAGGAGAUCCCUGGCCGUUGGAUUACACGGUCCACACCCCCGGAGGGCUCGGACAGCACAGCCCCCAGCACCCAGGAGCCUGAGGCACCUCCAGAACAAGACCUCAUAGCCAGCACGGUGGCAGAUGUGGUGACCACAGUGAUGGGCAGCUCCCAGCCUGUGGUGACCCGAGGCACCACCGACAACCUCAUCCCUGUCUAUUGCUCCAUCCUGGCUGCUGUGGUUGUGGGCCUUGUGGCCUACAUAGCCUUCAAGAGGUGGAACAGCUGCAAGCAGAACAAGCAAGGAGCCAACAGCCGGCCAGUGAACCAGACGCCCCCACCAGAGGGAGAAAAACUCCACAGCGACAGUGGCAUCUCCGUGGACAGCCAGAGCCUGCAUGACCAGCAGCCCCAUACGCAGACAGCCUCGGGCCAGGCCCUCAAGGGUGAUGGAGGCCUCUACAGCAGCCUACCCCCAGCCAAGCGGGAGGAGGUGGAGAAGCUUCUCAACGGCUCUGCAGGGGACACCUGGCGGCACCUGGCGGGCGAACUGGGCUACCAGCCCGAGCACAUAGACUCCUUUACCCAUGAGGCCUGCCCCGUUCGCGCCCUGCUUGCAAGCUGGGCCACCCAGGACAGCGCCACACUGGACGCCCUCCUGGCCGCCCUGCGCCGCAUCCAGCGAGCCGACCUUGUGGAGAGUCUGUGCAGUGAGUCCACUGCCACGUCCCCGGUGUGAGCCCAUCCGGGGAGCCCCCACCCCGCCCCACAUUCCAACAACCGAUGCUCCAGCCAACCCCUGUGGAGCCCGCACCCCCACCCUUUGGGGGGGUCCCACCUGGCAGAACUGAGCUCCUCUGGGCAGGACCUCAGAGUCCAGGCCCCAAAACCACAGCCCUGUCAGUGCAGCCUGUGUGGCCCCUUCACUUCUGACCACACUUCCUGUCCAGAGAGAGAAGUGCCCCUGCUGCCUCCCCAACCCUGCCCCUGCCCCGUCACCAUCUCAGGCCGCCUGCCCCCUUUUCCCACACUGCUAGGUGGGCCAGCCCCUCCCACCACAGCAGGUGUCAUAUCUGGGGGGCCGACACCAGGGAUGGUACUAGCGGGAAGUGACAAGGCCCCAGAGACUCAGAGGGAGGAAUCGAGGAACCAGAGCCAUGGACUCUACACUGUGAACUUGGGGAACAAGGGUAGCAUCCCAGUGGCCUCAACCCUCCCUCAGCCCCUCUCGCCCCCCACCCCAGCCUAAGAUGAAGAGGAUCAGAGGCCUGUCAGAGCUGGGAGGGGGUUUCGAAGCUCAGCCCACCCCCCUCAUUUUGCAUAUAGGUCAGUGAGGCCCAGAGAGAGGCUGUGAUUCGCCCAAAGCCAGACAGUAACGGGGAGGCCAAGUGCAGGCUGGCACCGCCUUCUCUAAAUGAGGGGCCUCAGGUUUGCCUGAGGGCAAGGGGAGAGUGGCAGGUGACCUUCUGGGAAAUGGCUUGAAGCCAAGUCAGCUUUGCCUUCCACACUGUCUCCAGACCCCCACCCCUUCCCCACUGCCUGCCCACCCGUGGAGAUGGGAUGCUUGCCCAGGGCCUGGUCCAUGAUGGAGUCAGGUUUGGGGUUUGUGGAAAGGGUGCUGCUUCCCUCUGCCUGUCCCUCUCAGGCAUGCCCGUGUGACAUCAGUGGCAUGGCACCAGUCUGCUGCCCUCCAUCCCGGCACGGACCCGGAGCUAACACUGGCCCCUAGAAUCAGCCUAGGGGUCAGGGACCAAGGACCCCUCACCUUGCAACACACAGACGCACGCACACACACACACAGGAAGAGAAAUCUCACUUUUCUCCAUGAGUUCUUUCUCUUGGGCUGAGACCGGAUCCUGCCCGGGGCAGCUGCCAGAGAAGCAUCGGAGGGAAUUGAGGUCUGCUCUGCCGUCUUCACUCGCCCCCGGGUUUGGCGGGCCAAGGACUGCCGAGGCUGGAGCUGGCGUCUGUCUUCAAGGGCUUACACGUGGAGGAAUGCUCCCCCAUCCUCCCCUUCCCUGCAAGCAUGGGGUUGGCUGGGCCCAGAAGGUUGUGAUGAAGAAAAGCGGGCCAGUGUGGGAAUGAGGCAAGAAGGAACUGACUUCGACUGUGACCCGUGGGGAUCUCUCCCAGCUCUAGACAACCCUGCAAAGGACUGUUUUUUCCUGAGCUUGGCCAGAAGGGGGCCAUGAGGCCUCAGUGGACUUUCCACCCCCUCCCUGGCCUGUUCUGUUUUGCCUGAAGUUGGAAUGAGUGUGGCUCCCCUCUAUUUAGCAUGACAAGCCCCAGGCAGGCUGUGCGCUGACAGCCACCGCUCCCCAGCCCAGGGUUCCGCCAGCCCUGUGGAAGGGACUAGGAGCAUUGUAGUAAAUGGCAAUUCUUUGACCUCAACCUGUGAUGAGGGGAGGAAACUCACCUGCUGGCCCCUCACCUGGGCAUCUGGGGAGUAGGACAGAGUCUGAGUGUAUUUAUUUUCCUCCCCAGCAGGUGGGGAGGGGGUUUGGGGGCUUGUAAGUAUGUUUUAGCAUGUGUUUGGUUCUGGGGCCCCUUUUUACUCCCCUUGGGCUGAGAUGGAACCCUUUUGGCCCCCCAGCUGGGGGCCAUGAGCUCCAGACCCCCAGCAACCCUCCUGUCACCUCCCCUCCUUGCCUCCUGUGUAAUCAUUUCUUGGGCCCUCCUGAAACUUACACAUAAAACAUAAGUGAUGAACAUUAAAUAGCAAAGAAAGAAAAAUAGUACAAA